Molecule: messenger RNA, 738 nt
Organism: Geosmithia morbida
Lineage: Eukaryota; Fungi; Ascomycota; Sordariomycetes; Hypocreales; Bionectriaceae
Product: Pfam:DUF227
Exons: 4
Coding region: 1-738 (245 amino acids)
Source: RefSeq, a predicted model, not a curated record
AUGGCAGGAAGGGUGCGUCGACCCGUCGACGAGGCUGCAUCGGAGCCGCAUCUCUCUCCAAGAGGAUGCUCCCGAGAUCAAGACUCCGGUUUGAGCCGAGGCUGUUUCGGCUUCGGCCAAUCCAACCCAGCAUACCAGAUGACAGACUCGACGGGGGGGGGGGGGGGGCGGUUCGUGAUGCGCAGGAAGCCACCGGGCAGGCCGAGGUCGUUGGACGUCGACACCGGCGAGGCGGUGGGGCAGCUGCCGCGUCUCGACGAGACGACGGUGCGCUUCUUUGGCGACGAGGCCCGCCAGCCGGCCGAUCGGUCUCGUCUCGUCCAUGGGGAUUACAAGGUUGAUGAUGUCGUGUUGCAUAAGACGGAGGCGAGGGUCACUGGUAUCCUAGAGCAUAAAACCAGAAAAAAAAACAUACAAAGCUGGGAAAUCUCCACCGUCGGUCGCCCACUAUCGGACCUGUGCAACCUCAUGACAGACCUCUACACGGCCAGGUACCCCGGUGCGUCGACCUACGACUCGUCGGGGUUCCUGCCGGGCCGCACGCACGGUCUGCCGCAGCCGGACCAGAUCCUUCGGCGGUACCGGGAGGCGACGGGGACGGGAUGGUAUGCUCUCCGUCAGCCCGGCAGCGACAGGGCAAGAUGUCAUGCUGCUACGAGGGGGGCCUCGGCCGAGUAUGCUUGGGGAUUGGUGCGGAGGGCAGCCGAGGAGAGCGAUGUAGAUAAAGCGAAGCUAUGA